Molecule: messenger RNA, 5413 nt
Organism: Protopterus annectens (West African lungfish)
Lineage: Eukaryota; Metazoa; Chordata; Ceratodontiformes; Protopteridae
Gene: CNTNAP2
Product: contactin associated protein 2
Exons: 23
Coding region: 61-3858 (1265 amino acids)
Source: RefSeq, a predicted model, not a curated record
AAAUGUGAUGACCAGCUGGUCGCACCUCUACCCCAUUCGUCUUUCUCCAGUUCAUCAUCUAUGACCAGUAGCUAUACUCCUGGUUAUGCAAAGCUGAACAGAAGAGAAGGUGCUGGAGGCUGGUCACCCCUAGACAGUGACAACUACCAGUGGUUGCAACUGGAUCUUGGGAACAGAAAGCAAGUCACAGCUAUAGCAACCCAGGGGAGGUACAGCAGUUCUGACUGGGUAACUCAGUACAGACUACUUUACAGUGACACUGGAAGAAACUGGAAACCUUACCAUCAGGAUGGGAACAUAUGGUCAUUUGCUGGUAAUACCAACUCUGACAGUGUAGUUCGCCAUGAAUUACAGCAUACAAUCAUUACUCGCUACUUACGCAUUGUGCCUUUGGACUGGAGUAAUGAGGGACAUAUUGGUCUGAGGAUUGAAAUCUUUGGCUGUCCAUACUGGGCUGACGUUAUCAAUUUUGAUGGCCACGGUGUGUUAUCAUACAGAUUUAAGAACAAGAAGAUGAAAACAUUGAAAGAUGUCAUCACUCUGAAGUUUAAAACAUCUGCAAGUGAAGGCAUAAUCUUUCAUGGAGAAGGGCAACAGGGAGAUUACCUCACACUGGAGUUACAGGAAGGAAGGCUUGUCCUUCAGCUGAAUUUAGGAAGCAAUCAGUAUGGUUCCAUCUCAGGGCAUACAUCUGUCACUGCUGGAAGUUUACUAGAUGAUCACCACUGGCAUUCUGUCAUAAUUGAGAGAUAUGGCCGUAACAUCAAUCUGACUUUGGAUCGACAGUUUCAGCACUUACGCACCAAUGGGGAAUUUGAUCAUCUGGACUUAGAUUACGAGCUGACUUUUGGAGGCAUGCCCUUUUCUGGGAAGCCAAGUUCUAACAUCAGAAAGAAUUUCAAAGGCUGUAUGGAAAGCAUUAACUACAAUGGAGUUAAUAUCACUGACCUUGCCAAAAGGAAGAAGCUUGGAACUUCUAAUGUGGGAAACGUCAGUUUCUCCUGUGUAGAAACCCAUGCAGUACCUGUCUUCUUCAACAUCUCCAGUUUCUUACAGUUACCCGGGCGCAUAAAUCAGGAUAUAUUAUCAGUCAGUUUACAGUUUCGAACAUGGAACCCUAGUGGCCUACUUCUUUAUAGCAGUUUGGCAGAAGGUCUGGGAAAAGUGGAAAUUGACUUAUCUGAGGGUAAAGUUAGUGUUCAUAUUUGGACCAGUAUGACUCCAGAGAAAAAUCGAAUUGACAUUUCAUCUGGCUCUGGACUUAAUGAUGGUCAGUGGCAUUCUGUCUGGUUCUCUGCAAAAGAAAAUUUUGCCAGUCUUACCAUCGAUGCUGAUGAAGCCUCAUCUGUCCGUAGCAGUAGCCCCCUCAGGAUCAGGACUGGAGAAGAUUACUUCUUUGGGGGCUUCUUCAACACCUCAGUUCACACACCACUGCAGCCCCCCUUCCAAGGAUGUCUGCAGCUCAUUCAUGUGGAUGACCAGCUCAGUGACUUACAUGCUGUGGAAGAAGGCAAGCUGGGAAGAUUUGCAAACAUCAGCAUUGACAUGUGUGCAAUUGUAGACAGAUGUGUGCCCAAUCACUGUGAACAUGGUGGCAAGUGUACUCAGACAUGGGACACCUUCCGAUGCAGCUGCGAUGGGACAGGAUACUCUGGUGCUACCUGCCACAACUCUGUUUAUGAAGAGUCGUGUGAAGCAUAUAAGCACCUUGGAAAAUUGUCAGACUUUUACUGGAUAGAUCCUGAUGGCAGUGGACCACUUGGGCCCCUCAGAGUUUACUGCAAUAUGACUGAGGACAAAGUCUGGACCAUAGUGUCCCAUGAUUUGCAGCAGCAGUCUCCAGUGCUGAGUUCAGGUCCGCAGAAGCGCUUUGCAUUACUUCUGAAUUACAGUGCCUCCAUGGAUCAGAUUUCUGCCAUUGCUGAGAGUGCUGAGUACUGUGAACAGUACAUUUCAUAUGCCUGUAGGAUGUCAAAGCUCCUUAAUACUCCAGAUGGCAGUCCCUAUACAUGGUGGAUAGGAAGAGCUAAUGAGAAGCAUUACUACUGGGGAGGGUCUGGACCCGGGAUUCAGAAAUGUGCCUGUGGGAUCGAACGAAACUGCACGGAUCCUAAGUAUCAGUGCAACUGUGAUGCUGACCACAAGCAAUGGAGAAAAGACUCGGGAAUUCUGUCAUAUAAAGAGCAUUUGCCAGUGGCUCAGUUGAUGAUUGGAGAUAUAGAUCGGCCUGGAUCAGAAGCAAAAGUGUAUGUUGGACCACUUCGUUGCCAAGGAGAUGGAAAUUACUGGAAUGCAGCUUCAUUCAACACUCCUGCCUAUCUUCACUUCUCAACAUUCCAUGGAGAGACCACUGCUGACAUUUCAUUUUACUUUAAGACCUCAGCCCCAUACGGAGUAUUUUUAGAGAAUCUGGGGAACACAGACUUCAUCAGACUGGAGCUGAAAUCUCCUAUGGAAGUAUCUUUUUCCUUUGAUGUUGGAAAUGGACCAGUGGAACUUGUUGUGAGGUCAGCAGCCCUACUAAAUGAUGACCAGUGGCACCGUGUUAGAGCUGAGAGGAAUGUGAAAGAAGCUAGCCUGCAAGUAGACCUUCUGCGUCCACAAGUCAAGAAAGCUCCAUCACAGGGACACACUAGACUGGAACUCUACAGUCAGCUAUAUGUUGGUGCAGCAGGUGGUCAUAAGGGGUUUCUUGGGUGUAUUCGAUCACUGAGAAUGAAUGGCGUACCUCUUGACCUAAGAGAAAGAGCUAAGAUUACACCAGGGGUUGAACCCGGCUGCUCUGGGCAUUGCACAAGUUUUGGAAUGUAUUGUCGAAAUGGAGGAAAAUGUGUAGAGAAGUAUAACGGUUACUCAUGUGAUUGUUCCAAAACUGCUUAUGAAGGACCUUCCUGCACUGAAGAUGUUGGAGGCUUCUUUGAAGCAGGCACAUGGCUUCGAUAUAAUUUUCAGACUUCACCAAGUGGUGCUAAAGAAUUAGCCAGUGUGCAGCUAUCAUCAUCCUCUGACUUCAAUCUUACCAAGGAGAAUCUCGUUUUCAGCUUCAGUACGACCAAUGCACCCAGCAUUCUCAUAUAUAUCAGUUCCUUCACUCAAGACUACAUGGCUGUCAUACUGAAGCCGAACAAAAUUCUUCACAUUCAGUACAAUCUGGGAGGUAUAAACGAGCCAUUCACAAUUAGUGUGGACCAUCGGAAUAUGGCAAACGGACAGCCACACAGUGUCAAUAUCAGCAGGAAUGGGAGAGAAAUACUCCUCCAGGUUGAUCAUUACCCUGCAGUGAAACACUAUCUGCCACCAAAUUCUGAUAUUCGGUUUAAUUCUCUCAAGGCCCUCUUCCUGGGUAGAUUUAUGGACAUAGGAGAAAUCAGCGAAGAGAUUCGUAACUACAACACCCCCGGCUUUGUUGGCUGCUUAUCUAGAGUUCAGUUCAACCAAAUAGCUCCACUGAAGGCAGCCCUGAGACCAAGUGCUCCUUCUUUAGUCAGCGUUCAAGGAGAGCUGGUUGAGUCAAACUGCGGAGCCUCGCCUCUAACUAUCCCUCCAAUGUCUGCCACUACCGAUCACUGGCAUUUAGACUCUGCCAAUGCCAACUUUCCCUACAACGAAGGGCAAGCCCUAACAGAUGGAGUCAACAGAAAUUCUGCUAUCAUUGGAGGUGUUAUUGCGGUUGUUAUCUUCACCAUCCUUUGCACACUGGUAUUCCUGAUCCGUUACAUGUUUCGUCACAAAGGUACCUACCACACUAAUGAAGCCAAGGGGGCAGAGUCAGCUGAAAGUGCCGAUGCAGCUAUUAUGAACAAUGAUCCCAACUUUACGGAAACCAUUGAUGAGAGCAAAAAAGAGUGGCUCAUCUGACAGGACUGCAAAAAAAAACUCAGUGCUUCAGAGUCUGGCACAUCUGAGAUCAGCACAAAACUCGAGAAAAAGACAAAAGUCCAGUGACACCUACAAAUGUUAGAAAACUAAUCCAGUUAUUCAGUUUGUAAUUGAACUGUUCCUUAACAUUUCAAGGUUAGAUAUGGGAAUUCCAGGACCAGAUGAAAAACUGUCAGAUUUACUGCUUUUUUUUGUUUUGUUUUGUUUUUUGUUUGCUGUGUAUCAGAAGUACUACUGAUGCCAACUGUUCUUUUAAAAUGCCAGGUUGUGCAAAUUUCACAUGGUGUGGCAGAAGGUAAAUGCUGUAUGGUAUUUGUUUUCUAUGACAUGAAAGCCCAGCUGAAAACUGCAUUAUAAAAUGGCCCUCUCUUGAUAUGUGGAGUUUAUUAGAUCCCGCAAUACAUUUUUCACAUUCUUCUGCCUUGCAAUUCAUUAGUGUUUUACCAGCUUGUUAAUCUAAAUCAUUACAAAAUAUUUCUGCUGCUAUAAGUUUAUUUUUUUGCACUACUUUUAUACAGAUAACAGUAUAAACAUUUUGAGCAAGUACAGUGUUUGUCUUGGUCAGGUGGCUACUUUUGAGCUGUUUUUCCUUUCUGUCUUUCUGGGCUGCAAAUUUCUUACAGUGGCAUGCCCAGUUGUGCCAAAAUCAGUAGCCAUCUUACCUACUGACUUGGAAAUGUUUUUUUUUUUCAUUUCAAGUAAAUUGAUUUUUCUGUUAAAAAUUAUUAUUAGUUUUCAUGAAAUAUUAUCUGCUUUAUAGCACUAAUUUACCAAAUAAGUGAUUGUUUUAAUGGUGUUUGUCUUUCUAGUUUUACAUGACCUUCAUUUACCUUUCAUUUGUGUAUCUUCUCAACUGUAACCCAAGAUGAGUUUUAAUGUGAUUGUUAGAUGGUUUGCAAAGGGAGGUUAUGCUGUCUGCUGUACUACGCAGAAGAAUUAAACUAGUCAGUAAUGUUCUUACAGACAAUCAUUUCUUGAAAUGUUCUCCUUUGACUGAUAAACUAAAGAAAAAAAUCAUGCAGCAGAUUUUAUUUUGUUUCUAAUGCCUUUGUGAAAGAAACCGAAAACAAAACUGACUGUGUAGUUUUGCUUUGGCCUUGCAUGACUGUGAUAUCUUGGCACUAGGAUAGUUCAUGUACUUCAAACACGUGUGUUUUAUUUGUAUUUACAUAUUAGUAAGAAAACACUAUAACUUUGAACCACAUAUCCUUCUUAUCAAAUGCUCUUGAGACAUACUUCAUUAUUUAACAUAAUUUUUGUAUAUACAUCUUUCCAGUGUUACAUGUAUCUCCAAUGAUUAUGUGCAAGGACUGAAUAUUUUUUGUACUUGUGUAUUCUUUAAAGUGUCUUAUCUACUUAAGGAGUCAAAUUUAUUGAAGUGUAUGCACAGAUCACAAAGUUGGUCUGCCACUCAACACAAGCCUAGUAGCCGCAUAAUGUUUUUGAAAGAUUUUUAAGACAUAAUACUGAAAGUUGUCUUAAUUAUUAUUUUUCUUCUUGCAAAAUACCAUCAAGUAAAUAUCGUUCAAAAGGA